Molecule: messenger RNA, 441 nt
Organism: Symbiodinium sp. CCMP2592
Lineage: Eukaryota; Dinophyceae; Suessiales; Symbiodiniaceae
Source: the annotation of a GenBank genome assembly
AUGCUCUCUGCACUGCUCACUCUGGCGUUCCGGGACGAGUUUUCCCGAUCAGGUUUUCAGUCACCCUCACACCCUGCACUCUGUACUCUCUGCCAGGUGGAGCUACAGGAGAAGCUGCGCGUCUACGAGGAAAGGGCGAAACAGCAACCGCAGGACGCAGGAGCACACUGGUCUCUCGGUGGGCUUCGGCUGGCCCUGGGGAACUUCGCGGGCGCCGAGCGAGCUUACGCCGAGGCUGCGCGACUGGAGCCUGGUGACGAGUUCGUGCGCUUCGGCCUCGGCCAAGCGCGGGAGAAGCAGGGAAAGCUGGCGGCGGCCGCGGAGGCCUACGCUGCGGCUCAGCAUCUCGGCUACGACGGCGGCGAGGCGCUGAAUCGAGUCAGCAAGGAGAUAGAGAAGAAGGCCGCCGAGGCGGUCAAAAGUCCGGUGGAGACGCAGUAG